Molecule: messenger RNA, 803 nt
Organism: Theobroma umbraticum
Lineage: Eukaryota; Viridiplantae; Streptophyta; Magnoliopsida; Malvales; Malvaceae
Product: DCL-like protein
Biological process (GO): chloroplast rRNA processing; chloroplast organization
Cellular component (GO): chloroplast
Source: RefSeq, a predicted model, not a curated record
GAUCCUCAGUUCCUAGACCACACUUCUUCACUCAGAAAGGCUUUUUUCUCUCAUGGCCGCUCUUCUGCUUCUUAAAGGCUUUCCGCUGCUCCGGCUUCGGCUGCAACACUAUAACCCACUCGCUGCUGGGCUCCUAUCGGCACCGCGGCGUCCUUGGUGCACCACCGCAGAGUCGGCUGGACACGAAGAGGAGGUAUCCUCUGCGGAGAAGAGUAGUACGGUGCUGAGCGUGACGGACCCGCCCAAGUACCAUAGAUGGGGUGAUCCUGAUUACAGGAAAUGGAAGGAUAAAGAGGAAGAGAUUCUUCGAGAUAUCGAGCCUAUCAUUUCGCUCACUAAAGAGAUUCUUCACUCUGAUAGGUAUAUGGAUGGUGAACGUUUAACCGUUGAAGACGAGGAAACUGUGGUAGAGAAGCUUCUUUCUCAUCAUCCACAUUCUGAAGAUAAAAUUGGAUGUGGACUUGACUCUAUUAUGGUUGAUCGGCAUCCACAAUUUAGACACUCAAGGUGUCUCUUUGUUGUUAGAACUGAUGGUGGAUGGAUAGAUUUCUCAUACCAAAAGUGUCUCCGAGCAUACAUUCGAGAUAAGUAUCCAUCCCAUGCAGAAAGAUUUAUUAGAGAACAUUUUAAACGUGGUAGUGGCUAAAAUGUGAAAAGUUAACUUUAAUAUCAGUGUUCAACUACGAUUUUAGUGUCACUGCAGAUUUUUAAAUAUUCUUUUUGGGUAGAGAGAUUGUCUAAUUGUGUCAGUGACCGAUAUAUAGCCUUGAUCUACAAUUGUCAAUGAAGUAGAUGAUUCUUGA